AUGGCUACCACUUCAACUUCCGCCAGCUCCACAGUUGCCCCAGAGCCUCAGUACGAGAGUGACUUCGCUUCGGACGAAGACUUCCAGCACAAGAGAAGCCGCCUCGAAAAGCUCAAAUCCGACAAUCAACGACAUAAGGCUAGGGUGGCUGAGUUGAGACGGCAGCGAAAGGAGAGGGCGCGCAGGAGGUUGCAACUACAGAUCCGACAACAGGAAUUGUUGAACCAUCAUUCUCAGAUGGAGCUUGACGCCGAAGUGGCCAAAGCCCAACUGCAGGAUGAUGAUGACCUGACCGAGACAGAAGCCGAGGUUUCGAGGGAGAUGGAGGUCUACGGGCUUGCUGAUCCGGAUGAUAGCUCGGACGAAGAGUGUGUUGCUGUCGUGGGACCCCAAAUUAGCGAACGGAGCCAUCAGGUACAGCCGCAAACCUCUACCCUCAGCCUUUGUGAAAAUAAUGUCAACGACAACUCGACUGUUCGAACUGACAGAUUAUCCUGGACAGCAGCGGAGAGGGACAGCAGCCAGCCAGAGCACACCUCACAUGUCUCGGCGAGCCCGCCUGUCCGCUCAGUAGAGUGGGACAUCUUGCCAGCUUACGCCAAAUAUCUUGACGAAGCGAGCCUACGUCUAGUACUUGGAAAUUUCUUGGAAUACCCCGCCGUUCAAGUCUUCAUUAACCUUCUGGAGCCUGCCCUGCAAAUGUUCAUGGUCCAAGACCUGAAGGCAACAAUGGAAAAGCACUGCGACACCUGGAAAGACUUUGAUAGGCUAUUAUCCAGGCUGAUUCCUAUGGCCACCGAAUGGAAUGUCAAGGAACAUCUCAAUCCGAUGCAACCGCGUCCGACGCGCUCCACAGCCAGAGCGCGGGUCACACUCUCUUGGAACAACUUUCACCACGACGGCUCGCCACAGAAAACCAGCGUCUUUCCAGAUUCCCACGUCACAAGCUUCAAUUACACCAGAAUACUUACGGACACCAGCGGCAGAAGGGUCGACCCGAGCCCCAUCUUCAAGGCAUUCCUACGCACAAAGCACGCCACUGCUGACCCUUGCAUCAUGCACCGACAACUUAUAGUCCUCAGAUGCAACCCCACAGAUGAGUGCUCUGGAUGCAGCGCUCGCUUGAGUGACUUCCUAAAUCCCAAAUUCCCCGUUGACUACCACAACAACAUUGACGACGCGCACAUGAGACGAGAAAUGAAGAAAGGCAAGGUCGGAGUCAAAGCUAUCUGGGGUGACUGA
Molecule: messenger RNA, 1242 nt
Organism: Lasiodiplodia theobromae
Lineage: Eukaryota; Fungi; Ascomycota; Dothideomycetes; Botryosphaeriales; Botryosphaeriaceae
Product: Tropomyosin beta chain-like
Exons: 3
Coding region: 1-1242 (413 amino acids)
Source: RefSeq, a predicted model, not a curated record